Acipenser ruthenus (sterlet) is the source of this 3283-nucleotide messenger RNA. Its product is annotated as heme transporter FLVCR2-like. Gene Ontology annotation, molecular function: heme transmembrane transporter activity; heme binding. Bases 799 to 2289 code for a protein of 496 amino acids. The record is from RefSeq and is a predicted model, not a curated record. Gene Ontology annotation, cellular component: membrane. Gene Ontology annotation, biological process: heme export; transmembrane transport. The transcript has 10 exons. NCBI's taxonomy places the organism in Eukaryota, Metazoa, Chordata, Actinopteri, Acipenseriformes, Acipenseridae.
UACAGCUCCGCCCUGCUGGUGGAAGGCGGAGUUUAGACUGUCGUACCACGUGGGUUAGAUUUACUCAGUUUUGCCGGUGUUGGAAUGCGGUAUAAAACAGACUGGAAAAGGGUUGGAAGGGGAGACGAGAAGUAUCACUGUGGUGAUUGUUUAUGUUUUCGUAUUUGAGAAAGUUUAAAUAUAGGACCAAAACGGAAACUUUUAAAAAAAAUCAAUCCAGGUCGAGUUUAGGAGAAAGAGGGCCUUCCGAACCAGACGACUUUCACAAGUGGAAAUUAGUUUUGAAGAAGUUGACUUAGUUUUGAAGAAGUUGAAGUUGUGUUUUUUUUUUACACCAUGUUUUAUUCGUUGUUCGUUUAUUACAGUAAAUGAGAUGCAGGUAGCAAACAUUUGGCAAAACGUGUGAGCUAACGCAGUGUAUUCAAGGUUUUUUUUUUAGUUUUUUUAAAAAAAUUUAUUUAACAAACCUCAUGUUCUGUAUAUUUCAGUAUUGAUGAGUCUGAAGAGCCAAGCAAUAGCUUACGCACAUACAGGGAUUUCCGCUGAAAUGAGAACAUAUAAGCGCAUGCACAAAAUAGUCGUGAGCGUUAAGAGAGUCUGAAAACGAAAGUUUUUAUUUUGACUCGUAUAAGCGUUGAACAUAAAAAGAAAAACUACACUUAAGAACGCUCUACGUGGUACCAUAUCAUAACACAAACUGCGUCCCGUGACCAUUGUACUUAAGCAAAGUGACAUUCCAAGGGUCGCAAGUAGCUUUGCUAGUACAGUGUAAACGCUUUGUGAAACCUAGCCUACGCAAUGCCCGAGAAGAUCACAUAUUCAGAAGGUCAGCUGAUAGAAAAUCAGGAUUGUGAGAGUCUGGAAGAUAUGAAAAUAUCGAAACCCGUAAACGCUGAAAUCGCCCCAGAGACGCAGGAAUUAGCAAAUGGGAGUGAACAGGCGCCGACCACUCAGCUUUACAAGAGACGCUGGGUCAUACUCUUUCUCUUCAGCGCCUAUUCAAUGUGCAACUCAUUUCAAUGGAUUCAGUACGGGAUCAUUAAUAACAUAUUUAUGAAGUUUUACAACGUAACCUCGUUUACCAUAGACUGGAUGUCCAUGAUCUAUAUGUGCACCUAUAUCCCCUUGAUAUUCCCAGUGACUUGGCUGUUGGAUAAAAAGGGUCUGCGAGUCAUAGCGGUGCUAGGGUCCGGUUUGAACUGUGUAGGGGCAUGGAUCAAGACAGGCAGCGUCAGACCGGAUCUCUUCGGCGUCACGUUCUUCGGGCAGUUUGUGUGUUCGGCGGCCCAGGUGUUCAUCCUUGGAAUGCCGUCUCGGAUCGCAUCUGUGUGGUUUGGGUCUGAAGAGGUGUCCACCGCUUGUUCCAUCGCUGUCUUUGGGAACCAGCUGGGGAUUGCUGUUGGGUUCCUCAUUCCUCCUCUGCUUGUUCCCAACUUGGAUGACUUUGAUGAGCUUGCACACCAUGUCAGCAUCAUGUUCUAUGGGACUGCCGCCAUGGCAACUCUGCUGUUCAUCCUUGUCAUUUUCGUUUUCCAGGAACAGCCCACGCUCCCCCCCAGCAAAGCCAAGGCAGCUAUCCAGGCCAUCCCCAGUGAGCAGUACUCCUACCUGCAGUCCAUCCUGAAGCUCAUCAGGAAUCCCCCCUUCAUCCUGCUCAUCGUCACAUACGGUAUUAAUACGGGUUGCUUUUAUGCUGUAUCAACACUACUGAACAAGAUGAUUAUAGCGCACUACCCAGGUGAAGAGAUCAAUGCAGGGAGAAUUGGUCUCACGAUUGUCCUUUCCGGAAUGGUUGGGUCACUGAUCUGUGGCAUAUGGCUUGAUAAAACCAAAAGUUACAAAAUGACGACCCUGAUCGUGUAUGUUAUGUCCCUUGUUGGAAUGGUAGUCUAUGCAUUCACACUGAAUCUGGGUCUAUGGGUAGUGUUCAUCACUGCUGGGUCACUGGGGUUCUUUAUGACUGGGUACCUGCCCCUAGGCUUUGAGUUUGCUGUUGAACUGACCUACCCUGAAUCAGAAGGUACCUCCUCAGGGCUCCUCAAUAUGGCUGCCCAGGUGUUUGGGAUCAUUUUUACCAUAAGUCAGGGGAAAAUCAUCGACAAUUUUGGGACUUUACCUGGAAACAUUUUCCUCAGUGUUUUUCUUUUACUGGGCACUAUUAUGACAGGUUUUAUAAAAGCAGAUCUUCGCAGACAAAAGGCCAACCAGUCAGCUGGACCCACUAGACCGGAAGGUGAUUUGCAAGAUUCGGCCUCUUCUCCAGUGAUCAUAAAGGAAGAAAAGUUUUAGAGAGGGGGCAUCUCAUCUCGCACUACCCAGCCCUCCUCUAACUUACCUUCCUGGUGUCUUCACAGCAUAGGGAAACUGGGAAUGAGUUUAUGGGGCCACAAAGCUGGUAUUGAAAGAUACUGCAUUCUUUGCUAAAUGUGUGUUGUCUUUGUUUACAGAAUCCUGUGUUUUCUAUCAAGGAAUUCAAAAUAGUAUUUGCAUACAUACUAUUAUUCAGCAUUAACAGUUGGGUUUUUACUGGAGCAAUCUAGGUAAAGUACCUUGUUCAAGGGUACAGCAGCAGUGUCCCCUACCUGGGAUUGAACCCACGAACCUCUAGUCAAGAGUCCAGAGCCCUAACCACUACUCCACACUGCUGCCCAGUUACUGUAACAUCUCCACCUGGUUGCCAAAACUUGUAAUUUAUGGGGGUGGGAUGGUUCGUGUUUCAUAUAAAAAUCUAAUCUGGAUUUUUAAAAAACUUUUUUAUACAAAAAGAAACAACUGUCCCUUUAUACAAUCCCAGAUGGGCAUACUGUACAUGAAUCAUUCAGGUAAUGAUAUUUAUUUUAAUAAUGUACAAUUUAUUUUUAUGCCAAAUAUUACUCUUUGGAAGUAGUUAUAGUCCUGAGUGCAGAAACCAAGGUAUUGAUGGCACUACAAAGCAGCCUGUAAAGAGGACUACUAUUGCUUUUUAAAGGGGAAAUGAGCUCCCCAAUAACCCAGUUGUGACGUUCAUCUCCUUACAUUUAAUAUUGUGUUUUCAGUCAUUCCUGUUCCAUUUACUGUGCUCCACACCUCAUGCUGCUUUUAAGUUACCUUCCUGCAGAUUAAAUUAUAAACCAUUGAUUAAUAACACUAACCACAUUAUAUAUAUAUAUAUAUAUAUAUAUAUAUAUAUAUAUAUAUAUAUAUAUAUAUAUUAUAAUAUUUUUUAUAAAGUGUAUUUUAAUGUUUAAUUGGGAGUCUGUAAAUCUACUAAUAUUUAUGGAUAUGGACAGAAUAGUACUAGAAU